This is a messenger RNA of Onthophagus taurus, 1209 nucleotides long. RefSeq names its product cyclin-dependent kinase 20. Lineage: Eukaryota; Metazoa; Arthropoda; Insecta; Coleoptera; Scarabaeidae. The record is from RefSeq and is a predicted model, not a curated record. Gene Ontology annotation, cellular component: nucleus. Gene Ontology annotation, molecular function: protein serine/threonine kinase activity; ATP binding. Gene Ontology annotation, biological process: protein phosphorylation.
UUUAUAACAAUUAAAAAUUUUAUUUAUUUUUAUAUGAAAUCGAAUUUGAAAUUGAUAAAUACGAUUUUGGAUUAGUUUCCAUGGUAACGGUGUUUGGAUAAUGUAAACUCAGAAAUGUCAGUGUUAAAAGUAAAACUUUCAAGUGAAUUAUCUUCGAUUAAAAGAGCUAAAUGAACAGAUAUAAAAUAACAGGAAGGAUUGGGCAAGGUGCGCAUGGAUAUGUAAUGAAAGGUAUUGAUAGAACUACGCAUAAAGAUGUAGCAUUAAAGAAGCUUAUUAUUAGAACACUUGAAGAGGGUAUUCCAAAAAAUAUUAUGCGAGAAAUCAUGGCUUUAAGUGUUCUUAAAUCAGAAUAUAUUGUGGAGUUAUUAAAUGUAAUUCCUCAUGGCAUGGGAUUAGUUCUUGCAAUGGAAUACCUUCCGUCAAGUUUAAUGCAUAUCUUAAAAGAUAAAACGUUACGAUUAACGAUCCCUUUAGUAAAGGCAUACACAAAGAUGCUCUUGUUAGGCGUCAGUUUUAUGCAUGAAAAUAGUAUUAUGCACCGGGACCUCAAGCCGGCAAACCUUCUCAUUUCGAAGGAUGGAGUCCUGAAAAUUGCCGAUUUAGGUCUUGCGAGGAUAUACGCAAAAAACCAGAGUGAUAGACAAUAUUCUCAUCAAGUAGCUACCAGAUGGUAUAGAGCACCGGAAUUGUUAUAUGGAUCGAGAAAUUACAACAUGGGAGUUGAUGUAUGGGCCAUUGGUUGCAUUGUUGCUGAAAUGUUGAUUAGAAAACCUUUAUUUCCGGGCGAAACUGAUAUAGAGCAAUUAGCAAUUGUAUUGCAUACCUUAGGAACUCCAACUAUUGAAACUUGGCCUGGAUUAAAAAAUUUACCGGAUUAUAAUAAAAUUGCAUUUGCUAAAACAGCUGGGUUAAGUUGGAAAGAGAUUCUUCCGCGUUUUGAUUGGUAUAUUGUAAAUUUUGUGAAAGGAUUUCUUCAAUAUGACUCUAACAAGAGACUUAGUGCUAAACAGGCUUUAAAUCAUACGUUUUUUAUUAUUUCUCCUUUGUGCUGUAAUCUGGAUGACAUGCCUAAGCCACAAGAUAUAAAAUCUGAAAUUGUCCUCGAUAGUGAUAGUGAUAUUUAUAGUGAUUUUGAAAAACUUAUUAGUGGUUUUUAAUAAUUUUAUUUUAUAAUCGAAUAAAAACAAUCAUAUCAAGUAAGUAAAA